Messenger RNA from Gongylonema pulchrum, 816 nucleotides. NCBI's taxonomy places the organism in Eukaryota, Metazoa, Nematoda, Chromadorea, Rhabditida, Gongylonematidae. The record is from the annotation of a GenBank genome assembly.
AUGCACUUCCAGCAGUUCUGGGUGUGGUUUGGUGAAAAAGGGUUAUUUUCAGUAACAACUUUGAAAGAUUUCUACGAAUUGCAAGACAGAUGGAAAGACAGGGAAGUGCUGCAACAGUUUGUUGACGAGCAUUUCGAUCCCCCGGGAUUCGAACUGAUCGAGUGGUAUCCCGAGGACUGGGCAGCAUUCCCGUCAAGCUUCCUCAAAAUUGAGGAUUAUCACUUGAGAAGAUGGGCGCUGCACUUGCACAGAAUAUGGAGGGAUCUUUGCAGACGGGUGAAAGACGAUGUGCGACUUCAUCAGGAGCUAUACUCUUUACUUUACGUCCCUCAUCCCUUUAUUAUUCCUGGCGGUCGCUUUCGUGAAUUUUAUUAUUGGGAUUCGUUCUGGAUUGUAAAAGGCUUACUUUUUUCGGAAAUGUAUGAAACUGCAAAAGGAAUUAUUCGUAAUUUGGCUUAUAUGGUUGAAAACCACGGUUUUGUGCCCAAUGGUGGUCGCGUAUAUUAUCUAAUCAGAUCACAGCCACCGCUACUAACCCCUAUGGUUUAUGAAUAUUUUUUGGCCACUGGCGAUCUGGACCUUGUUCAGGAGGUUCGCCACUUAUGUCUUUUGUGGGUGAAAGUAGCUCAGUGCGAAUACAUGCUUCGCAUGCAUCUAUUGCGCACAGUUUUUCGAGAAUUUGCCUAUAGCUGUGGGAGUUUGAAAGUUCUGAGGGCUAAGUCGUGUUGGUGUAGGUUGGUAGCUUGUCCGACAGUCUUUUUGGCCAGUUUCUAUAAGUCUUCCGUGGUAAUCCACUUAGUGGCCUGCAGAAUUUGA